Molecule: messenger RNA, 279 nt
Organism: Geodia barretti
Lineage: Eukaryota; Metazoa; Porifera; Demospongiae; Tetractinellida; Geodiidae
Source: the annotation of a GenBank genome assembly
AUGACAAUCUUGCUGGCAUUGCCAACCUGUCCGAGUGUUGCCAUUGCUCGGACGAGGACGAGACGAACCUCGCCAGAGGGAAGUCGAAUACGAGCGUACUUACCUUCUCUGUCAACUAACUGCGCGGCACCGCCAGCACUCCGGACGAGCUGGCCGCCUUUGCCCGGAUGCAUCUCUAUAUUGUGGAUUGACGAUCCGAGUGGGAUCCUCUCAAGUGGUAAGGCGUUUCCGACCCGAAUUUCCGCGUCUGCGCCUGAGGUUAACAUGUCGCCGACCUGA